UUUACUAAUGUAGUAAAAGCUCUCUUCAUUUCAUUUGCUAUCAGAAAAAAAUAAUAUUCCAAAGACCUUAAAAUGGAAAGAUUUGAUUCAGAAAAAAAGUUGAAUAUCUCUGCAUCAGAUCAUUAUUACUUCAACUCUCUCACUCUCUUGCCCUUGUUCUUGUCUUUUACAUAUACUCACUCCUUUUUCUGUGUUCUGUUUUCUCACUCACUUUCUCUCCAACCAAACAGACAGAGAUCCCAGCAUGAAUUUCAAAAGAAGGUCUUCGAAAAUGGAGAAACUGGGCAACUUUCCAAAUCUUGAAGAAGUUGAUGAUGAUGGUCCUGAGUUCUUCAAAGUUUUCAUGCCCACAUUUAGUUCUAAGAGCAUGUGGAUACCACCAGCCUUUGUUGGAAAAUUCAUGAAAAGAAUUCCAAGAGUAGUGAAUGUAAGAGAUGAGAAUGGCAAGUGUUGGUCAAUAGGGGUAAGAAAAACCAAAGAAAAAGUCUACUUUAUUAGUAGACAAUGGCAAGUGUUUGUGAAAGAGCACAAGCUUGAACUUGGAGACUUCUUGUUGUUCAAAUACACUUCAAACUACAAUAAUAAUGCCUCUUUUCAAGUCAAAAUCUAUGCCAAAAAUGGAUGCAAGAAGGAACAUAAACCACUUCAUCAUCAUCAUAAUUCUACUACUCCUGCAAAUCUUCAAAUAAUCCCUGUUCACCAACCUGGUUCAUUUUCUGAGUACAAUGAAGAUACUAAACCUACUGAUGAAGAACUUGAAAGGGUUGGAGAAAAUUAUUCAAAUGGAGAUGAUGAUGAUGAUGAUGAUGUACAACAUGGUACAACUCGUAACCGUCACUUUUUGACUACUCUUUCAAGGAAAAGCCUACAAAAAGUGAGAAUUCCUCGUGCUGCGCUGAGUGGGAUAAGGCUAGAGAAGGAAAUAGUGCUUCGUUGUCAAAACAAUGAGUUGUGGAGAGUUGGAACAACGUUUGAUAAGGAUGGUCAAGCUUUUAUAUGGAGAAAAUGGAGUGAGUUUCGAAAGGGAAAGAAUCUGAGGAACAAUGACAAGUGUUUGUUUGAAAUGAUCAUCUUUGACCAAUCCAACACUUGCAAGGAAAUGAAAGUUUUUGUCAUCCCUGGCUGCUGAUUCUCAUGCUCUUGUUGCCUCUGCCUAAUUUAUUACUUUAAUUACUUAUAAGAACUCACCAUUGUUAAUCAUCCAUGAUUAAUGGCUCUCUUUUGCUAUGUUUAACUAGUGUGUGUAAACAAAUUAUUAUUAUUAUUAAUCC
This is a messenger RNA of Humulus lupulus (European hop), 1271 nucleotides long. RefSeq names its product putative B3 domain-containing protein At5g66980. NCBI's taxonomy places the organism in Eukaryota, Viridiplantae, Streptophyta, Magnoliopsida, Rosales, Cannabaceae. Bases 245 to 1129 code for a protein of 294 amino acids. The record is from RefSeq and is a predicted model, not a curated record. The transcript has 4 exons. Gene Ontology annotation, molecular function: DNA binding.